UCCCCGUGGCUAGUUUAUGAACAGAGAGUUCUGAGGCUACACAUCUCAGCACAUACUCACCACAUCAUUGGCAGGAGGACAGUUUCCUGAUAGCUGCUGGGGCUUUACCAAAGAGGGGAGAAUGGACGCAGCACACAGGCUGAACAGAGAGGACAUAGCUCUGAAUAAACUGGGCGAUGUAGAGGCACAGACAGUCCCCUCUGGAAAAGUCUUCCGACCCAUCAACCUGAAUCACUACGCCACAAAGAAGAGUGCGGCUCAGAGCAUGCUGGAUGUUGCCUUGCUGAUGGCCAACUCGUCCCAGCUGAAGACUGUUCUCUAUGUGGGGCCUCGUUACCGUUUCUACAUCCCGCUCAUUGUCCUGCUGUCUCUGUCUAUCACGUUACAGGUCAUAGUGGGGCUGCUGCUCGUCUUUAUUGUGAAGUACGAUCUAAACGACGCCAGGAAACACGCCAAGUUGAACAGGCUGAACAACGUGGCAACAGUGUUUGUCUUCUUCACUGUCCUCAUCAAUAUCUUCAUCACAGCACUUGGAUUUGAGGGACAUGCUGUCAGGUCAUCGGUACCACCUAUGAUGUCAGUAAACGAGCCUCAGAUUUCCCCUGCUUUGCCCAUCGAUCUUAACGUGACUGGCGGCAUUUAGAGCAGCAUUUGGACCAAAAUGAACUGUUAACCUGUUACCUCAAAGCCUUGAAUUCUAAAGGGUUACAGUGACACAACAGGCUUUUUGUAACAUCAGCUCCCUGUUUAAAUUAUGACUGGUUUGGACAAGGAUUCACCAGCUGGAACAAACCUUGAAGUCCUGAAUGGAUUUAAUGACUCUAUCAUCACAUAGUCCUGAGAGGCCUUUGAGACUCCAGGCUGUGACCCAAAGAUAACCAAGUGAAAUGUCAUCCUCAGUGACCAUCGACCACAACCUCAACUCAGGAUCACAGCUGUUAAAUUCAACUUGACCAACCGAAAACCUGUUUGAAUGCAUUACCACUGCCUCAUCUGCCUUUGAGCACAGAUGGCAACAGACUCUUUUAGUGUACUUUUUUCAAACUAUUUAAAGCCUCUAACUUAUAAAUGUAUCAGUGCUUUAUAUUGUUUCUAUUCAAAUGUUGAAUUGGUGGAAUAAAGUUUUGUAACUAAAUAAAUGAAUUCAGU
Epinephelus fuscoguttatus (brown-marbled grouper) is the source of this 1149-nucleotide messenger RNA. RefSeq lists its product as uncharacterized. The transcript is spliced from 4 exons. Bases 122 to 643 code for a protein of 173 amino acids. Gene Ontology annotation, cellular component: membrane. The record is from RefSeq and is a predicted model, not a curated record. Gene Ontology annotation, biological process: tissue regeneration; cell adhesion. NCBI's taxonomy places the organism in Eukaryota, Metazoa, Chordata, Actinopteri, Perciformes, Serranidae.